UUGGUAAAACCAAGCUGACGGCAAGCAACCUUAGCAGUUUUCAGAUCAUCUAGGCUCCAGCUAGUAUCACACACUGUUCUCUAUGGUACGAAUUUUCCCUAAGCUUGAGAAUCGUAGCAUUAACCGACGCUUCAUCAUUACUGUGUAASCUCUAUUCUAAUAAGGACACCUCCCCUCCUAUGAGAAAAGAAAGAACGAACGAACGGAAGCAGCAUACUCGAGAGGCCAUUGGAAAUUUACUAACUUGUACAUUUUUAGGUAGAGAUGGGCGUGAUGGUAAAGAUGAGUCACAAGGUCCAAAAGGUCCACCGGGUUUGAAAGGAGAGACAGGACAUCAAGGUGUGAGAGGUCCACCAGGACCCAAGAGUGGUGGAGUACAGUACGUACGAUGGGGAAGAACCACCUGCCCUUACAAUGCUACUCUUGUUUACAAAGGCCGUGUUGGAGGGGAACGAUAUUCUCACAAAGGCGGUGCUGCCGAAUACGUUUGCCUUCCUGAGACUCCCAAAUAUGGAAGGUACAAAGAUGGGCUUCAGUCGCUCGUUGGAUACAUGUAUGGUGCAGAAUACGAAGUUUCCUUUGACCUUUUCACCAAAAGCGGCCUUUAUAACCAUGAAGUACCUUGUGCUGUGUGUUAUGUUCAAACACCAAGUGCUAAGUUGAUGAUCCCUGCAACAUACGAGUGUCCCGCGGGAUGGACAAGAGAGUACCAUGGAUACCUGAUGACUGCCUAUCACGGACAUGCACAUUCUUCUGAUUUUGUUUGUAUUGAUGACGACGCAGAGGGUGUACCAGGAACCCAUGCCGAUCUCAAUGGUGCCCUGUUGUAUCCCGUGGAAGGAAGGUGUGGCUCUCUACCUUGUCAACCAUAUGUUGAGGGUCGUGAACUGACAUGCGCAGUGUGUACCAAAUAGAAACCGAAACGAGCCAAGUCCAAGUAGUCUAACUAAAUGAUUGACUGUAAAUUCUAGGUUUAGAAUUAGAAUCAAUAGGUAAUAAAKAAUCGCUGAGCAUUGAA
Molecule: messenger RNA, 1018 nt
Organism: Actinia tenebrosa (Australian red waratah sea anemone)
Lineage: Eukaryota; Metazoa; Cnidaria; Anthozoa; Actiniaria; Actiniidae
Source: RefSeq, a predicted model, not a curated record